AUGUCACCGCUUGUGCUUUUUGUCGUCAUCUUGCAACUUGUCCUGAUCACUUUGGCACACGAUCAAGGUGAAAACACUUGUCUACCGAGCGAGAAGUGUCCCUUGUCAUGGAAGCAAUGGCGUGACUCGUGUUACCGUUUUACCCCGACUGUUCACAGCUGGUUCGCCGCACGGGAGGCCUGUCUGCAGCUGGGAGGUAAUCUGGCCGCCCCGCGAUCACAGGAAGAGAACGAUUUCUUCUGGGAAUUCGGAAAGGAGGAAAUAACCUCCACCGUACAGAAAUUCUGGAUUAACUGCGAUGAUUUGAAGACCAACGGCCAGUGGUUUUGUGAGGGAGAAUCUGUCGACGAUCCGGGUGCCUUCUUAAACUGGGCCGCCAAUGAGCCGAAUCAUUUACCCAGUGAACAAUGCGCGGCUGUCGUGAUAGACCAACAAGGGAGAUGA
Patiria miniata (bat star) is the source of this 444-nucleotide messenger RNA. Its product is annotated as perlucin-like protein. Bases 1 to 444 code for a protein of 147 amino acids. The transcript is spliced from 2 exons. The record is from RefSeq and is a predicted model, not a curated record. NCBI's taxonomy places the organism in Eukaryota, Metazoa, Echinodermata, Asteroidea, Valvatida, Asterinidae.